Phragmites australis (common reed) is the source of this 1990-nucleotide messenger RNA. Its product is annotated as cyclin-D2-1-like. The record is from RefSeq and is a predicted model, not a curated record. Gene Ontology annotation, cellular component: cyclin-dependent protein kinase holoenzyme complex; cytoplasm; nucleus. Gene Ontology annotation, molecular function: cyclin-dependent protein serine/threonine kinase regulator activity. Bases 186 to 1151 code for a protein of 321 amino acids. NCBI's taxonomy places the organism in Eukaryota, Viridiplantae, Streptophyta, Magnoliopsida, Poales, Poaceae. Gene Ontology annotation, biological process: mitotic cell cycle phase transition; regulation of cyclin-dependent protein serine/threonine kinase activity. The transcript is spliced from 6 exons.
CUUAGUACUACCUAGUAGCUAGGCGAGCUAGUAUUAUAUAUCCUCUAGUGCUCUCAGAUCGAUCGCUCACACUACGCCGUUCAUCACUUCCACUACCGAGCCUGCUAGUUCCUGCGCCACUGCUCCGCCCACUCUCCUUGGCGACAGCAAUGGCCACCCAGUGACGCGACCCACCGGCCGGUGACAUGCCGGACGACGCGUACCUCUUCUGUGCCGAGGACGCCGCCGCGGCCUUCUUCGACGCCGCGGCCGGCGGUGCCUCCUGGACCACUACCGGGGACGACGACGAUGAGUGCUGUUCCGCCGCCGAGGAGGAGUCGGCCUCCAUCGCCGAGCUCAUCGGCGGCGAGGCCGAGUACUCGCCCCGCCCGGACUACCCCGACCGGCUCCGGUCAAGGUCCAUCGACCCGGCCGCCCGCGCCGAGUCGGUUGCAUGGAUUCUCAAGGUGCAAGAAUACUAUGGAUUUCUUCCCUUGACAGCCUACCUCGCCGUCAACUACAUGGACCGGUUCCUCUCCCUCCACCGUCUGCCCCAGGAGGACGGAUGGGCGAUGCAGCUGCUGGCUGUGACCUGCCUCUCCCUGGCUGCUAAGAUGGAGGAGACCCUGGUGCCCUCCCUCCUGGACCUACAGGUAGAGGGCACCAGAUACGUCUUCGAGCCGCGGACGAUCGGUCGGAUGGAGCUCCUCGUCCUGACAGGGCUGAAUUGGCGGCUCCGGUCGGUCACGCCGUUCACCUUCAUCGACUUCUUUGCUUGCAAGGUCGAUCCGGGAGGGAGGCACACGGGAUGCCUCAUUGCCCGAGCCACAAAAGUGAUUCUGGCUGCAAUGCAUGACAUCGAGUUCUUGGACCACUGCCCGUCGUCGAUGGCCGCAGCGGCGGUGCUCUGCGCCACCGGUGGGAUGCCUUCGCUGGAGUCCGUCAGCCCUGGGGCCGCCGUCAGCUGGUGCAUUGGCCUUGCCGAGGAAGGGAUCAGCAGCUGCUACCAGCUGAUGCAGCAGCUGGUGAUCGGCAAUGUGCAGAGGAGGGUAGCCACCACAGCAGCAGUUAACCUGUGGUGCUCAGAUGAGGUGCUGUCCUCACAUUCCUGUUCCUCCUCCUCCUCCCCUCCCUCACCCAAGAGGAGGAAGAGGUCACCACCAGGCACAUGAAAAGGAAUAAUGGAAGUAGAUAGAAUUAUUUAUUUACAUGGGGUUUUGCAGAUUAACAGGGUUUGAUUUCUUCCAGUUUGUUGCGUUCCUGUGAUUCUUUUUUCUCUCCAUUUGUUCUCUUCUUUUGGGGUUGGCUCUUUACAACUCGGUGGGGGCUCUGCCUGCCUGCUCGAUCGGCCCUAUUGAUACACGCCAUCAUGGCAGCCUCUGCAUUGCCAGCCAGUCUGUGAAGGAGAAACAGUGUCAAGGUGAGGAGGAGGAGAGAGAUGGAGUUAGAAAGGCAGCAGGGCAGACACAUUUGUGUUUCUCUGUGCUGCACUCUCUGGGUCUUCACCCCCCAAUGCAGAGUUGCAGAGAAACCAUUCAUUAGCCAUGCAUGGGAUUGCAAUGAGAGAGAGAAGUAAAAGAGAGGCAAUGGCAAUGCAUGAGAUGCAGACAUGCACCAUGCAGUGGAUGAUGGUAGGGAUAAAUGAGGUGGUCAGAGAGUGGUCGGGGCUCCUGCCAGGAUGCAGUCCUCACUGCCAAGUCUGUUCAUAUUCAUGAGGGCAAAAUUUGUUUGUUUCCAAGUGUUUUGUUUGUAUUUUGUUGAUGCUACUGAAGAGAGAGAGAGGGAGAGAGAGAGAGAGAGAAUGCUGUGGUCGGAGACACAUGCAUGCUUGCCCUAGUGUGGUGAAGCUCUGGAGUGAAAUAUUUGUCCAUCUCCAGGCUCACAGCGUCCAAGCAUGAGGCUUUUGGGGGCCCCUUGCUAUUUGUUUCCAUUUGUAUCUCUUUUUUUGUGUAUCAAUAAAGAUGUUGCCAUUUGAAUUGGCUUGAAAAAAUGGAGAUAUUUUUGUGGUUUA